Messenger RNA from Miscanthus lutarioriparius, 327 nucleotides. The record is from the annotation of a GenBank genome assembly. NCBI's taxonomy places the organism in Eukaryota, Viridiplantae, Streptophyta, Magnoliopsida, Poales, Poaceae.
AUGCGUCGCGAGGGCCGGCAGCACGGGUGGGUGUUCACCGUCGACCCCAGCCUGGUCGAUGCGGAGGGCAAGCAGUGCCGUUCCCGAGCGGUGCAGAUCGAGGGUGCGGCGGCGGCCAACGGCGGCUUCGUCAGGCCGUCGCGGAAGCCCACCAACCACUCCAAGCCCGCCGUCGGCCGCGCGUACAAGGCCCUGAUCGGCAAGGGAGAGGCUGGGUCGGGCAGGGGUAGGCACAAGUUCAAGCACGACGAGGCCAAGUUGUACCACCUCUACCUCGAGGGCGCCGACGACGCCUACGCGGAUGCGAUGCUGGAGUUCGACUGGUAG